UUGUCGCAGACUGAUGUUGAUACACGGAUGUGGAGUCGCUGCGAAAUUUCAGUGUUUUUUCACCGCACCGACACUGCGAACCGAAAGAAAUGGAGCGAUUGGCCCCCAUGCGGCUCUACACCCUGUCCAAAAGACAUUUUGUCUUGGUCUUCGUGUUUUUCCUGAUCUGCUUUGGUCUCACAGUCUUCAUUGGGAUUGCAGGUCCCAGGAUCAUUACUGAGCAAGAGCACAAUGGUGAUCAGUUACUUCAGAAAAACCUCUCAAUCAAGACUGGGCCCUUCAAUCUAGUUUCUCCUCCCCUCACCACCUACAACCAGAAGCUAUGGCUCACCUGUUUGAUACAGGCUGAACACAGCAACAUGGGAGAUUUCGCGCAGCCUUUCGAGAUGAACGUUGAGCUAAAGGGAGUGAUGCAGGACGCCAGUGUGAUGCACAUAAACAACGUGGUUCAGAAAUCACGAAAGCUGCACUGCGGGGCUAAAUGUGACGAGAUCAUUGUGCUCCAUCUUGGCUAUCUGAACUACACCCAGUACCAAGUCAAGGUCAGCUUCAAAGGCCUUGAAAAUAUCACAUUUGAUAUCAAGGUCAAGUUUGUGUGGAAAACGUACAACCCCACCUUCUCGCAAGUUGAGAUAUGGUUCCGGUUUGUCUUUGUGGUGUUGACCUUCAUGGUGACGUGUAUGUUUGCACACUCCCUGAGGAAGUUUUCUAUGAGAGAUUGGGGCAUAGAGCAGAAGUGGAUGUCUAUCCUGCUCCCUUUGCUGCUACUCUACAAUGAUCCAUUUUUCCCGUUGUCAUUCCUGGUGAACAGCUGGUUUCCGGGGACGUUAGACGCUUUCUUCCAGGCUCUGUUCCUGUGUGCGCUGCUGCUCUUCUGGCUCUGUGUUUAUCAUGGCAUCAGGGUUCAGGGCGAGAGGAAAUGUCUUACGUUCUACCUGCCUAAGCUGGUCAUUGUAGGUCUUCUGUGGCUCUCAGCGGUGACACUGGGCAUAUGGCAAACGGUUAAUGAACUCCAAGACCCUACCUACGUAUAUAACAUAGACAUAGUGAACUUUGAGGGCAUGAAGGUCUUCUUCCUGAUUGUGGUUGCUCUCUACAUCCUCUACCUGAUCUUCCUGGUCGUCAGAGCUUGUUCUGAACUCAAGAACAUGCCUUACUCAGAUCUCCGGCUCAGGUUUUUGACAGCGCUGACGUUUGUGGUCUUUGUUAUAAGCAUGGUCAUUCUCUACCUGAGGUUUGGUGCCAAAGCACUCCAAGACAAUUUCGUCGCUGAACUGUCUACUCAUUACCAAAACUCAGCUGAGUUUUUAUCAUUCUAUGGUCUGCUCAACUUUUACUUGUACACACUGGCAUUUGUGUAUUCCCCCUCCAAAAAUGCACUUUACGACUCCCAGUUGAAGGAUAAUCCCGCUUUCUCCAUGCUGAAUGACUCAGAUGAUGAAGUAAUAUAUGGGAGCGAUUAUGAAGACAUGCCUUUACAAAACGGACGCGCCAUCAAAGCCACCGCCAAGUACCAGGAUCAGAGUGACAGCGACUGAUGGGAUUUCUGACCGGCUUGUAGUUCCUCUUCUGUGUCCCUGUUUGAAAUCAUGACAAUACAAUACAACAAACUAUCAUGUGUAUGUGUAAAUAACUUGCAUUGGUAUUAUGAAAAUGAUAUACUGUAAGUGUACAUAACUAUAUU
Molecule: messenger RNA, 1684 nt
Organism: Plectropomus leopardus (leopard coralgrouper)
Lineage: Eukaryota; Metazoa; Chordata; Actinopteri; Perciformes; Serranidae
Gene: tmem181
Product: transmembrane protein 181
Molecular function (GO): toxic substance binding
Source: RefSeq, a predicted model, not a curated record